Molecule: messenger RNA, 507 nt
Organism: Protopolystoma xenopodis
Lineage: Eukaryota; Metazoa; Platyhelminthes; Monogenea; Polystomatidea; Polystomatidae
Source: the annotation of a GenBank genome assembly
AUGACUUGCCUUACGUUGUCUAAACUCGACUUUACUGAACAUCUGGCUCUGGGCGCCUGGUCAUUACGUCUUAAUUGACCUCAUCAUCAAUGCUAUGCAUUUUCGCCUUGCUUGUAUCUAGCUAUGAUUUUGGAUACAAUUCGUGCCGUUCAAGAAACAGUGGCUUACUUUAGCCAACGUGACCAGAUUGUUGGCUAUUUGCCAACAGGACAGAUGCUACAGGUGGACAGCUGUUGUUCAUCAUCGUCAUCGACUACUAGCAGUACCACAACCACUGCAUCUUCCUCGGCUGGAAACUUGGGCAACCCAAGAAGCUCAUCUGCCACCCGUCUGGUUAUAAGACAAAAUGCCGUUCUCGCAGUGGUCGGUCCUUUAAGUGUUCUUUUAUCUGACGGACUUCUUCCUCCGGCCAGGCAGAUAUUCACAGGAAAGCCUCGUUCUCGACUAUGGCAAAUGGUUGAAGAAGGCUGUCGGUCAGGUAUGGAUUGUUACAGUAACGUACGAUAG